This is a messenger RNA of Drosophila rhopaloa, 1374 nucleotides long. RefSeq lists its product as uncharacterized. The record is from RefSeq and is a predicted model, not a curated record. The transcript has 3 exons. Lineage: Eukaryota; Metazoa; Arthropoda; Insecta; Diptera; Drosophilidae. The coding region runs from base 108 to 1043 and encodes 311 amino acids.
UCUACCAACGCUAGCUGAUAUCGAUAAUUUCGUGUGACUAAGGUGGCGCGAGACAGCUGAAAAAUAUAAAUAAAAUUCUAUUGUUGAUUGUGAACAUAUAACUCGCUAUGGCCAACCUCAACUCAACUUUCGACUGGGACGCCAUCAACGUGGGCGACUACCAGUUGGAUCACUCCCAAAACUUCUUCGCAGCGGCCAACAAGGAGAACAACAAGCGCUUUAGCAAUGUCUCCGAUCUGGCCUGCCCCACUCCGCAGAAGAUCUCUCGGGAGCAAUUCGAUGGCGAGAUCAAGGUGGUUGUGCCACUCGAUAUUGGGGAACCCAAGGAAGAGAGCCCAGAAAAGCCUGUAGUAAAAAUUGAAACGGAGCCCCAGGAGUCCAAACCGGAGAUCCCUGCAGAUCCCGAUCAAGAGCAGCAGAGCGACACCAAACAGAUUAUUCCCUUGAGCUGGGACGAGGACGAGAAGCACAUGACGGAGGCCGACCAGCAUCUGGUCCAUCAGGGAGUCCGUCCGCCUGGUGUCGGCUCCAAGCUGCGCUUGGAAUGGUCACCCCCACGUCAUGGCGAGCACGAAGACGCUGGAGCAGGCACCAAGCACGCCCCCAAAGCUUACCAGUUCAAGGACGUGUACGAGAGCAAGCGGCAGCAGGCGCUGCGCAGACGCUCCGAGGAGGAGAGCAAGGCCCGCCAGUUCCAUAGCCGCCCCAUGCCCAACUUCAGGGCGAUGCACAAGCGCAUGGGCGAGCUGGUAGUUACCCACACGAUCACCGUUCCCCAGACGCCCGAGACGCUCAAGGACUGGCGGGGGCGGUGCCGGGUCAACCAGGACCAACCGCAUCCUGCUGGCACCCGCCCUAAGCCCUUUAACCUGCGCAGUGAGCAGCGGGUGCGCGACCGCCGUGAAUUCGAUGCCGCCGUGCAGGUCAGCCUGGACCACAAAAAGAAAGAGCAAGACGAAGAACGGAAGCGUUGCGAGCAGGAGGAGAUAAAGGAGAUACGCAAGAUGACCUUGUUCAAGGCGCGUCCCAAUCCAUUUAAAUAGUGCUCGAUGGAACCAGUCGACUACCAAACUUUUGAAUACUUGUCCAAAUUUGAAUGAUGUAAAGUCGCUGCUACACAUAAACAUGUUAAUACCGAUACAUAGUUUUACCAUAUUGACACAAUUAUUGUCUCUAACAUUAUUUUUACAUCUAUGUUCGAUUAAACACCUUUGUUUCCUUUUUUGGCGGAUGAGAAACCACUAAAAUCUUUAGUUUGGAGGAAUUAACUAUAUGGAUAUGUAUACAAUAUGAGCAAUUUGUAAUUGCCAUCAUUAAGUGUUUUCUAUUUGUACAAAGCCGAAAAAAACAAUAAAUAAUACUGUAAAUUGAAAA